Molecule: messenger RNA, 916 nt
Organism: Darwinula stevensoni
Lineage: Eukaryota; Metazoa; Arthropoda; Ostracoda; Podocopida; Darwinulidae
Source: the annotation of a GenBank genome assembly
AUGCUGCCCCUCUUUCGUGUGCGUGAGACCGCGGGGGUAGAAACGCAGAGGAACGCGGAUGGGAUCUGGAUCCCGCAGCCGGCUCACCGGCUGACGUGUCCCCCCGGCCUCGAGUAUCUCUCCGUGGUCGAUCACGUGAUCAUCCAGCAGAAGGUGGAACUCGUGGAAGCCUUCACGGGUUUCGAGACGGCCAAUAAAUACUCGGUGAAGAACAGCCUGGGGCAGUUGGUGUACGUGGCGGUGGAGGAGUCGAACUGCUGGAAUCGGAAUUGCUGCGGGGCGAAUCGGCCGUUCGGGAUGAAGAUCCUCGAUAAUCGGUGGACGGAGGUGAUGUACCUUUAUCGGCCGCUCAAGUGCGACUGCUGCUGAGUCGCAUCGCCAACACGCUCAGUAAACAACAACAAAUUUCAGGAGCUGGAGAUAUACGCCCCGCCGGGUGCGCUGAUCGGCAAGGUGGAGCAAGUGUUCAGCCUCCUCACCCCCCAGUUCCUGGUGAAGGACGCGGCCGGGAACCGCAUCGCUACCAUCUCGGGUCCACUUGUCACUUGGAGCAUCUGCGGGGACGUCAAGUUCAAGGUGAAGGCCACGGACGGGAGAACGAUCGGAAUCAUCAGCAAGCAGUGGUCGGGACUCGUGAAGGAGAUCUUCACCGACGCGGACAACUUCGGCGUGGCCUUCCCCAUGGACUUGGACGUCCACGUGAAGGCCAUCGUCCUGGCAGCCACCUUCCUCAUCGAGUUCAUGUUCUUCGAGGGUCCGAGCUGAGUCCUACUCGUCGCCUGCCUUCCGCAAAGGAACGUUUCUGUCCAGAACGGAAUAAAUUCAUUAUUUUCUUCCGUGCUCAUAUUGGCCAUGGUGUAUGUUAUACGAAAUCGGUGACGUCAUCAUCUACCCCCAUGCGAGAGUGUGAGGACGA